This is a messenger RNA of Branchiostoma floridae (Florida lancelet), 2450 nucleotides long. RefSeq lists its product as uncharacterized. Gene Ontology annotation, molecular function: co-receptor binding; receptor antagonist activity. Gene Ontology annotation, cellular component: extracellular region. The coding region runs from base 453 to 1412 and encodes 319 amino acids. NCBI's taxonomy places the organism in Eukaryota, Metazoa, Chordata, Leptocardii, Amphioxiformes, Branchiostomatidae. The transcript has 8 exons. The record is from RefSeq and is a predicted model, not a curated record. Gene Ontology annotation, biological process: negative regulation of canonical Wnt signaling pathway; multicellular organism development.
AGUUGUGGUUUCCUCGCUUCUUCCCGCGCCAUGGAGACCGGGACUCCCCCCGGAGACCAUGACACAUGCGCCGACCAUCCCAACUAUGCGUCCCGCCGAUGACCAGCGCUUUGAAGAAGCCUUGCUUACGCAUGAGUUGUGAACACGAUCUCGCAGCCCGAACGGAAACCGUCAGGCGUGUUGGCGGGAAACGCGCUCGCACGAGACAGUCACUCCAUGUAAACACUCCAGCUUCCCAUCGUCAGGACAAACCGCAUAUAAAAGUGUGGAACUUCGGAGUGCCUACUUCAGUCUACCGUCACACGUCUCACCAGACAGCGGCGUUUCUGCGCAUCAACUCCGCCUCGCGUACUAGAGCACUUCCAGUCGGUGUGUUGAAACGUUAGACCCUACAACAACGCGAGGAAGAUAUUUUUUCUCAUUUUUCGACGGAAAAGCGGAGUUGGGAAACCAUGUCUACACAAGAAAACCGCGGCCGCCCCCUUUCCUGCAUUCUUUUCGCAAUCCUGCUGUCCUUGACGCCAGACUUCUCCUUGGCCACGGUGUGCCGGAGGUGUCACGAGUCCGAGGCUACCUGUGAUCCCGUCACAAGGACCUGCCAAUCAAACUGUAACAGGACGAAGGUUUGCCCAGCUGAUGAGUUAUGUAUUGCGACCAUGUUCGACUUCGGAGAAGGUCGCUUUAUGUUCACCGAGUGCUUCAAACCCUCUCCGUUAGGGCCGGAACCAGGUCCUGUAUGCACCGCUGACUUUCUGAGAGGGACCUACACCUGUACCUGUAAAGGCGACGACUGCAACAACAACAUGGUCUUAGGUGGGAAACUGCCUUGGCCAGGUGAGACCCCUAUCGAUACCUGGCAGUACGACAACAACGAAGCCAUCUUUCCCAACCACCAAGACUUCACCAACCACCCGCGGAACAUCCUGGACAGAGCCGACAACGCAACGGAGAACCGCACCAGGACACUAGACACCGCGGUUCCCUGUGACACGGACAAGUCGUGCGGAGGCGGGAAGUACUGUGACCGGCACUACGGCGUGUGCAAGCCCCGCGGCCGACUGGGAGACCUGUGCCGCCGCGACGGGAACUGCCAGGGCGGGUACGACUGCAUGUUUGGCCGCUGUCAGAAGACCAUCCAAGCCGGCGAGCAGGGUGCCAGGUGUAAGCAUGACAAGGACUGCGGAGACAACAUGUGCUGUGCGCGCCAGCACGGAGAGAGGAUCUGUAAGCCCCGCCUGGCCCCGGGACAGAAGUGCUGGGUCCCCGAGGGAGGGCUGGACUACAGUCUGAACCAGAUGUGCCCCUGUGAGAAGGGACUUAUCUGUGGAGAGGUCCAGACGCCCCCGAGAGAGGAGGAGUUUGUCCUGUGGACGGAUAACCACCACAUGAGGUGCAAGGCCAUAGAUGAGUGAUGUCAUCACAGAUGCACCAAUCACGGACGGUUAUUCUCGUACAGAAAAGAGUCAUAGUCUAACUAUUGUCUGUAUAAUGUAGAUAUCUGCACAUAGUGCGGACAGAAACUUAUAACGUUGACGUUUUAUUCUAUUCUAUUAUUGAUGAUAAAUCAUAUAUGUACACAGAAGUUGUUUUUUCCAGCUUUUCUCAGGAAACAAGCAUAUGUUGUCUCAGUGGUGUUACAGUGCAGUCUGAGAUGUAUCAAGCUACACUAGAACAUGCAUCUUUUUGAUAAUCAAGUAACUACAGUAACUUUUUUAUGCUAAGCUACAUGGAGAGCCUAAAAUGGUAGUGUAUUAGUAACAAAUGUCAAGCCUAUCGUGUUACGCAGCAAAGCUAUCAUAUUAUCGUAAAACGGCAAAUGAUGCUUGCCUGUCGUAAAACACUACGGUCACAAUACAUGCCGCAAAACUGACCAAACUUGGUCAACAUCGAGCUCACGCCACGCAAUGUCGUCAAAUUCAAUCUACCUCUUCUCUCAGUUUGAAGUUUUUGUUACGAGUAAGUUUGUUUUUCCGAGAUCUUCUAUUAUCACUAUAGCCUUGUAGAAUAUUUUUGUACAUAUUUAUUCUAUCUAUUAAAUUAUCAUGAGUUAAAAUUAAUUGCAUGUGUUUGAAUUUGUUGCAGUGUCAAAUGGUAAUACUUGCCUCCAUACAAACUUCAGUUGUUUUGACAGCCAAUGGGCAAAUGUUCACUACAAUUUCCAUUCAAAACCCCUGAACAUUUUGACAUAUUCUCAUGAGAUUUGAUCAAUCAGAGGAUGACAUCCAUAAAAUCAGGUUUACCAGCUAAAUCAUGAUUGGUAUAAAGAAACCAUGGUAUAUGAAAACAAGACCACAGCAUGUUCAAGACAAAACAUACAUAAGCUGGAAGUUCUGCUGAAGUACCAAGGAAAGUUGUCAGGGGGCUCAAAAUUGCCCUUGUCAUUCGUCUACCCAAGACCUACCCACAAACCAAAUAUCAUCACAAUCCAUCUAGAGGUUCUUAAUUUAUAU